This is a messenger RNA of Mesocestoides corti, 1860 nucleotides long. NCBI's taxonomy places the organism in Eukaryota, Metazoa, Platyhelminthes, Cestoda, Cyclophyllidea, Mesocestoididae. The record is from the annotation of a GenBank genome assembly.
AUGUGCACACCUGCCAAGAGGAUUGCAACAGUUGACGCCCUGGAUCUUAGCCACAAGCCAACCCUAGAUAUGGUUGCUGGUUCUGACGUCAUUGUUUUGAGUGAAGAUGACGAUGAAAAGGCAACGCCAUUGGGUUCAGAUACGGAGAAAGAGAACUCACCGUUUGGGAAAAACGCUAGUGAUGUCAAAUCGUUAUUGAUAUCACUAGAAAAUGAAUUGCGUCAGGAGGAGGCUGCCCUUUUACUUCUUCAAAAGUUGCGUGAAAGCCAGAAUCCCAAUAGCGCCGUCAGUUCUCGCUCAGCCUCAAAAUCUGCGCUUCAUUCUUCUCAUUCUUUGUACAGUAAUGUAAGUGCCAGUGGACAGAGAACGACGUCCGCUCUAAGUUCUUCUCAAAGGGCUGCCCAACCUUCCCAACAACCAAAAACUAUAACUCAGGCCGUACCUCAAUCAAGUUCUCCCAUCCCCGCACCUAAAGUGACAAAGCAGGCGGCCUUGCAAUCACUGGAACAACUUUAUGCUACUAAAAAGGCUGUUUUGAGAAAACAAUUAGAGCGGAAUUUGGAAAAAGUUAGUUUGCCGACACCGACAACUGGAACUGGUUUCUGCGAAGUUGCUUUUAUACCCAGUACAAUCACGGCUGAAUUUACGUCUUUAUUGGGUCUUGAAGAAGUAGUCCGUACCAUUCAAGAUUUUGAUCCAUCUAAUCUGGGAAAACCCUCAGAACCUCGCUGCACUUUCAGUCCCUUUUCUUGUGUAAAAUGUGGCACCGAUUUUACACCGGUGUGGAAGCGCGAGAAGGCAGGUUCUACCAAUGUUGUGUGCGAAGCCUGCUUAACAGGAACUCAAAGACUAACGUUGAAAAGGGAGUAUGAAGAAGCCGUCCAGCAAGUCCUGCAACUGCACGUCAGUUCUGAGCGUGAGAUAGAACGGGAGUACCAGGAUAUUAUUAAUACUCCCUCUAAGCUGGAUAGUUAUAUCAAGGAACAGGAAAAGAAGCUCCUGGUUACUCAUCAGGCUCAACAACAACAGCUCGCCCAGCAACAAGCGGCCUACAGUCAACGCUAUAACAGCAAGGCAGUGAACACAACAACCGCGGGCCUUCGACAGUCCCCGUCUACUGUUGUGGGCGGCACUUCUGUAGCAGCCGCAGCUCAUCAGCGGUCCCGUUUUGCAGCGACAGCAAAUUCCAGCAGUACUAGUGUUGCACCCUCUCCGACAGUCGCGAACUCUUCCGCUCAAGCAGCCGCUCAGGCCGCUGCGGCCGCCCAGAUAGCAUUACAGCAAUACGCCAAAGCCAUUAGCAGUGCCUCUACAACCUCUGCCACAUCACCCACAGCAACUGCUGCUCUGAUGAUGGCUGCGGUGGCCAACAACCAGCAGCAACAGCAGGCAGCCGCGGCAGCAGCUGCACUGCAGCAGCAACGUCUCGCAGCAGCACAGCUCCUCUCAGGUCUCCAGGCCCAACAGCAACAGCAGGCUGUUGCCGCUGCUUCGUCCACACCAACGACCAGUGACCACGCAGCAAAUGCCCUCAACCAAAUUCAGACCCUCCUCAUGAGCACUGCUCUCAUCGGAGGAGCUGGAGGGGGUGCAGGGAACCAGAGUGCAAACUCACGACAGCAGCUGCUUCAGCAGGCAAUGCAAUACCUCCUACUACAGCAGCAACAGCAACAGGCCCAGCAACAGGCCGCUGCAGCCCAAGCAGCCGCCGCCCAGGCAGCUCAGCAAAACGCCGUCAUCACACACUUCCUCAGCCAAAUUCAGAGUAAUCCCACCGCCUACUUUAACCUAAUGCAGCUCUGGGCAGCGUCGGGUCUUGGAGGUGCCGCAGGUAAUGGUGGUGUUCCUGGCAAGAAGUAG